Prorocentrum cordatum is the source of this 1399-nucleotide messenger RNA. The record is from the annotation of a GenBank genome assembly. Lineage: Eukaryota; Dinophyceae; Prorocentrales; Prorocentraceae.
AGGCGCCCAGGGCUCUGGCCGCGCCGCGGGCAGCGAGGCGCCGCGGUCGCCGGGGAGGCCGAACCCGCUGCUGUCGGGCUCGCCGACCAGGCAGCCGUCGGCGGCGUCGCCGCGGCCGAACCCGCUGCUGGGCGGGAGGUCGCCCUCCAGGUCGCCGGCCCCUGCCGCGGCCCCGUGGCCGCAGGACCAGCUGGCGCUGGCGCGGAUCGAGGCGGCGGUGUCGUCGGCGGCGCUGGCCAGGCCGCUUGACGGCGAGGACGGCACGCCGAGGACGCCCCCGUCGCCGACGAGGCGCUGGGGCAAGGCCAGCCGCUCACCUCCGCCCCGACCCGCCGACGUGGGCCCGGAGGGCGCGGCGGCCGCGCCCGCGGCCAAGGCGAAGCACCGCCGCCCGCGCGGCGAGGGCGAGGGGCGGGCCCCCGAGCCGCGCUCCAGCCAGAGCAGCAGGGGCAGCGGCGGCGCCAGCCAGGGCUCGGCCGCCGGCCACGGCGGCAGGCGGCGCCACGGCAGGCCCUCCCAGGACGGGGAGUCGCAGGGCAGCGCCGCGGCGGCGGCGGCGCCGGCCUUCCCGCCCGCCGCCUACCUGCAGACCCUCUUCUCCGACGCGCAGCCAGCCGGCGCCGAGAAGCCCCCGCGCCGCUCGCGCAAGACGGCGGGCGCCGCCGCGGAGGCGCCGGACGGGAAGAAGAAGCACCGCCGCACGGCGCGCGGCGGCGCCGCGGAGGAGGCGGAGGCGAGCGCGCGGGCGGAGGACGCCGCGCCGCGCGCGGCCGCGGCGGCGCGGGCGCUGCCGCUGGCGCCGCCGGCGGACCGGGCCACGGCGGCCGCUGUGGCGGCGGUCCCGCCGCCGGCUACGCCGCCGCCGCAGGUCGUGGGGCACAGGCGGCUGCCCGAGCCCGACUCGGAGGACUCACCGCAACGGACGCGGAUGAAGGCGCCGCUGCGGGCUGAGCGGGCGGAGCCGACGUUCGGGUCCCCAGGCGUGGACGUCGGCGACAGCUGCCACGCGGUCGCGGUGGAGCGUCAGAGCGCGAUCAUGAAGCUGGGUUCCUGCCUCUCGAUGGUGGACGACAAGUUCUACAGCCCGGAGAAGCCCAGCCUGAAGCAGGUAGCCUCCGGACGGACUGCCGCACUCGAGGCAACCGGCGGCACCUUCGGCGACUUCUGCAAGAAGGAGUUCGACGCGAGCGCCGCGAAGCCCAUGCCGCUGGUGUGGGCGCGGCUCCCCAGGUGCGCGGACCUGGGCAUCCGGGCGGGCGGCGCGGAGGAGAAGGACCGCGAGCCCUCGAUCGAGCCUGGCGUGACCAUGGUCAGGAUCAUGGACCAUCCGGAGCAGAUGAAGGCGAUCUGCCAGCGGCACCAGCUUCCUUGGAGCAGGGAGACCGCUACUUCCACAUGA